Molecule: messenger RNA, 1650 nt
Organism: Penicillium macrosclerotiorum
Lineage: Eukaryota; Fungi; Ascomycota; Eurotiomycetes; Eurotiales; Aspergillaceae
Exons: 1
Coding region: 1-1650 (549 amino acids)
Source: RefSeq, a predicted model, not a curated record
AUGCCUUCAACCAAAAUUGCAGCCGCUACUCGAAAUGGCGAUGACUUUCGACUAUUUGAUAAAACAUCUGACACUAUAUUAAGGACUCGUGACCUCUGCACACUUGGCCUUGGUCUUGGCUGUAUCCUGUCCCUGACGCUUAUACUGACAGGGUCGUUGAUAAUAAAUGCCAAAGGCGUCAAGGCACCGGUAAAUCUUACGAGACUGGAGUUCAUGAGCAACUUCUACUCCCACUUUUACCGCCCCGGAGACUCGAUUCCAACAUUUCAACGUAUUUGCCAACUUCCUAAGGGAAUUUCUGUGCUGUUGACUCUGUUGUUAAAUCUUCUCGUUACCGCGGUCCUUGACUCAAUUAAUUAUAUCCAAGCUAUGACUCUCAGAUGGACCCUCUUCCAUGAAAAUCGAAUGAAAUUCAACUCAAAGAUCCGAUUACUGACGUGCUCUAAGAGUAAUGGCCCAAAUAGCUGGUAUUUUAACAUAAUAUCUGGCAUUGCGCUGGCAAUUUCUCAUGGAGCAAUGUCAUCGAUCAUGAGGGAUGCGAAUAUUGAAGGUCGUCUGGAGAAAGGAGAUUUUCACAAAGUUUCAUCCUCUUCAAAUUUCGUUAUUUUCAACCUCAUCGCUAUCAUCGCUUUAGGAGUUGGAAUUCUUAUUCAAGUCUGCAUUUCUACAUAUAGUCUGCUAUACAAAGGCAUGGUUCUGACAUGGAGUAACAAUCUCCUUGCAAACGCGACGGCUCUACAUCAAGCUCAAGGAUCCCAAGUCAAAGAUUCUGUAAUGCUUCCAGCCAUCAAAUCACAAGACUCCAUGCUCAAGGUUGCACCACAGAUUUGGGUUACUCGUUAUUUGAUGUGGGGACUUUGUGGAAUCUUCAGCAUCUGGUCUCUUGGACAAGGGAUAUUUGUUCAUCUUAAUGACUACCCGAUGCAUAGUAAAAUUAAGUGGGACCCUUCUCCGUUGCGCUACUGGAAGUUCUACGGUGCCAUGUGGACGAACUUUUACAGUAUAUCUGAUACUGAUAAUCUAACAGCCUUAUUGGGCCUUCUUGUUCAAGUCAUAUUGCAAUCGUUCCUCGCAUUCGCCUUACACUGCCUGGAGCUGUUGUUCAAUCUAUCACGCGAUGAAGCCGUAUGGCGCAACAUGGAGACAGUUGGGUCAAGCCCAAAUCCUUCUGCCAUCUCCAACUUGAGCCGAUAUGGUUUCAUGCUUACCUUCAUCAAAGCCAGCAUCCACUGGAUUUUCGGUUAUGCCUUAUCGGCAGACUUGACAUUCAAUAUCUCUCUUCUUCCAAUAAUAGCUCUAGCCGUGGUAUUCAUGCUCCUGACCGGUUACACGGAGUACAUGAUUAGGACAAAUCCCAAAGGGAGUAUUCCCACGACAUACGGAAAUUUUCAAGGGGUUCUGGGUUUAGUGGAUGAAUGGAAUCACCCGCGGUUAUUCUGGGGAGAUAAGGGCGAACUUGGACCGGGAUUACGGCGCGCUGGCACGGCUGGGGAGGCAUUGCCUGAUUUACAAUCCGGCAAACUUUAUUGUUGCUUUCAGGGAAUCGAAUAUGAGAGAGAUAAAAGAAUUCUCAAUUUGAAGGAGGAUUAUAUAUCCCAGCAGGAUCCUGAUUUAGCGAUUGAGGUGGGAAUAGAGUCGACAAGCUUGUGA